Molecule: messenger RNA, 843 nt
Organism: Camelina sativa (false flax)
Lineage: Eukaryota; Viridiplantae; Streptophyta; Magnoliopsida; Brassicales; Brassicaceae
Source: RefSeq, a predicted model, not a curated record
AUGACAUCAAUAACGAACCCAUGUGAUAAGAAGUUUGCUUGGGUUGUAAAGAAUUUUUCCUCUUUGCAACUACAAGAUUGUUAUGUUUCUGUUCCAGUUCUGAUCCGUGACGUCAAAUGGCGUCUAUUUGUCUAUCCUGAGGAAAAUAAUGGUGAUCACUUGUCUCUGUAUCUGCAAGUUGAUUUCGAAUCAAUGCCUUGUGGUUGGAGAAAAUACACACAAUUUCGCUUAACUGUAGUUAAUCAACUUUCCGAGCAAUAUUCCGUUAAGAGAGAAGGGCCAAAGUGGUUUGAUAAGAAAGCUCCGGAAUGGGGUUGGGGAGAUAUGAUUCCUCUAACAAAACUUAAUGAUAUAAAUAGUGGUUUCUUGGUGAACGGAGAGGUCAUGAUUGUUGCUGAAGUAGAAACUUUUGAAGCUAUUCGCACAUCACAAGUUGAAAAGAUUAGUGAUGAUAGUGAAUGGACAGUUCUUGAUUAUUAUUCAUCAUCUGAAGAGGACAAGGAUGAUGAUGUAACUGUUGUAGUCAAGGGCUUUCAUGUUCUUGAAUCACAAGUUAAUCAAGUGAAGGAAAUCUUUGAGAAACAUCCAGAUCUGGCAUCGAAUUUUAAAGUCAAGAAUCAAAAUCUCAAGAAUGUCUACAUGGGUGUUCUUCUUGACUUAAUCAAGACAUUGAGAAAAUCGCCUAAGGAACUCACUGAGGAAGACUUGAACUUGGCAGUCAGUAGACUUUCUGAUCUGACAAAAGCAGGCUUCAUGUUGGAUUGGUUGAAUCAGAAGUUGGUUAAGGCUUUGGAGAAACAAAGAGUUUUGGUUCAAACUCUUCGUUCGGAAAUUCUGAACUAA